GUUCAUUGUCCUAGGUUAUGUUAUCUGGUUUAUUCAAAAUAAUAAAAACAUUCCAUGUGAGUGUUUAUUUGUUAAACGUAAUUAAAUAUGGAUAAAUUGGAUGAAUCGUCUAGGGAAAUAUAUGAGUACUUUGCUAACACAGCAAUUAAUAUUACUAAAGUGUUUGAACGAGAUGAACAAAAGAAUGAAAUAGAAAUAUUAAAAGAAUUAGUAACUCAGCAGAGUAAAUUAAAUGAAAAAUUAAAAGCAAUUCAGCAGAUCAGCGACUUCUAUUCAAAUUAUCAUAUUCUUGAUUUAACUGAAGAAGUUGGAUUGGAACUUUUAGCAGAAUAUAAGGACAAAGUUGCGCAAAUCAAUCCAGAUGUAUCGGAAAGUCAAAAUUUGCUAGAUUUUAAUGAGCAAGUUGAUGAUAUACUUAAAGCUUUUAAUGAUAAUCCUGAAGAUUGUCCUAUCGAAGACGAGGAAUUACAACUUACAGAAAGUAUUGUUAAUAUAGUUGAUCCUAUUACAAAGAAACGCAUUGUACAUCCAGUAAAAAAUACUGCCUGUGGUCAUGUAUAUGAUAAAGAGAGUGUUACUGCUAUGUUAAAAAUUAAUAAGAAAACGAGAUGUCCAGUAGCUGGGUGCAAGAAUAAACAGUAUAUAGACCCAAAGAACUUGAAGGUUGAUAUUGCAACGAAAUUAUAUUUACAUGAACAUCCCGAAGUACCUUUACAAGAGUCACCAAAUAACAGCUUCUUAUAAAUGACUUUGUUAAGAAUCUGAAAUACGUUUUUAGCUCAUUGCGUAAAGUACAAUGCAACAUGUCACUUGUAGUAUUCUAUAUUUAUUUAUUUACUGAUCUUCAAUUAAAU
Molecule: messenger RNA, 854 nt
Organism: Orussus abietinus
Lineage: Eukaryota; Metazoa; Arthropoda; Insecta; Hymenoptera; Orussidae
Product: E3 SUMO-protein ligase NSE2
Exons: 5
Coding region: 88-744 (218 amino acids)
Biological process (GO): double-strand break repair via homologous recombination; protein sumoylation
Cellular component (GO): nucleus; Smc5-Smc6 complex
Molecular function (GO): zinc ion binding; SUMO ligase activity
Source: RefSeq, a predicted model, not a curated record